UGCUUGUUGACAUAUUUCAAAACACCUGAUAAGAAAACUGUUGAAAAAAUAGGUAAAACGAUUAUAUUCUACUUCCUUGUCAGAAUAUCAAACGGUUUUCUUUAUUUUAUUUCAGUACAACAACAUUGGGAAACUCAAAAUGAUUUGGCAGUUACUUACAUUUGUAUUUUCUACAUUUUUAUAUGGAGUAUGUACCGGUGUAGAAUUUGAGCCAUGCUUCCCUGCAGUUAAAAAUGAACCUUGCAACAUGACUUGCAUAGUUCCUGACUUUACGGAAGUGGUUGAAUUUCAAUGCAAUGGAUCAUCUAGAGGAGCAUGCACUAUAUUUGGUUGUUCCCCAAAUAUUAUCAAAGAAGGGGGUAAUACAGUCAUUCUUCAAAUACCUUCCCUGUCGUACACCAAUGAUGCUUGUGAAUGGACUUGUACAUAUGGAGCAACUUCAUCACCAGCAACAAAAUUAAUAAUCUACAGUGGAAUCUCGGAUAACAUAAACUUAUCAGGUCGAAAACAUGCAAAUGGGGUGAGAUUGACUGCAACAGCAGACUGUCUAUAUCCAUAUAAUCCUAUGGUGAAUGUCCAAUACAGAGAGCAGACUGGUGGACAGUUUGGUUCCCUUAACCUACAAAUUAGUCUUCAGAGUUCCACUUCACCAGGUGCUUGUAAUUAUAGUAUCGAGAAAAGAGUAACUGCAACAGCUGAUGUGUCUGGCAUCCCGCCCGUUUUGAAAGGGAAAAUCGUUUUCUUUAGGAUGACAUAUGCACAGUACCCGUCAGCCAGAUCUACUAGUAGUAAUGAAGUGGGACCAUUCAGCUUUUGAAGUGAAAUUCAGUUUGACUUUUAACCAUGGAUAUGUACAUGUAGUUUGUGUUAAAACAUGGUGCCUUCAUUUACACUUUUAAUGUAUAUCAUUUGCACAAUGUCUGCAAAAGGCAUAUUCAACGUAUGUUUUGUAUACAAACGGUGACGAAAAAAAGCUUUUAUUUUCCGCGGUUUCUUAACCAGUUUACAAGUUGUUGCUAUAUAAGACAAAUAUGUAUGUUUAUAAAAUAAUUUACUUCAA
Molecule: messenger RNA, 1060 nt
Organism: Magallana angulata
Lineage: Eukaryota; Metazoa; Mollusca; Bivalvia; Ostreida; Ostreidae
Exons: 4
Coding region: 140-817 (225 amino acids)
Source: RefSeq, a predicted model, not a curated record